AACCUAAACUUUUCCAAAAUCAUACCAAAAAACAUUUAAUAACACCAAAAUCUACAGCAAAAAAAAAAUGCUAUCUCCCAAACUCUUCCUCGUAACACUCUUCUUAUCUCUUCAAACACUCUUCAUUGCUUCUCAAAAUCUUCUCCCUUCUUCUUCAAACUCUUCAUCAACCAUCUGCAAAACGACACCGGAUCCAAAAUUCUGCAAAUCAGUGUUCCCACAAACAUCUCAAGGCGACGUCCGCGAAUACGGCCGCUUCUCCCUCCGCAAAUCGCUAACGCAAUCGCGAAAAUUCACACGCACGAUUGACAAAUACCUCAAACGCAACAAUGCCCUACUCUCCCAAUCCGCCGUUGGAGCUCUCCAAGACUGCCGUUACCUCGCAAGCCUCACAACAGACUAUCUCAUAACGUCGUUUGACACCGUCAACAUCACUACAUCAUCCAAAACGUUGUCGUUUUCCAAAGCCGACGAAAUCCAAACACUUCUCUCCGCCGCGUUGACUAACGAGCAAACAUGUCUUGACGGAAUCAACACCGCUGCUUCCACUUCUUGGACCAUACGAAACGGCGUCGCAUUGCCUCUAAUCAACGACACGAAGCUCUUUAGCGUCUCGCUCGCAUUAUUCACCAAAGGUUGGGUUCCAAAGAAGAAGAAACAAGUAGCCGGUUACUCUUGGGCCCAUCCGAAGAACACUCACAGUCACACAAAACCAUUCCGUCAGUUCCGUAACGGAGCUUUACCGCUAAAGAUGACGGAACACACACGCGCCGUUUACGAGGCUUUAAGUAGGAGGAAACUCGCAGACGACGACAAUGAUGUAAACACGGUGCUUGUGAGCGACAUCGUAACGGUGAACCAAAACGGAACGGGGAAUUUCACGACCAUAACGGAAGCUGUUACGGCGGCGCCGAAUAAAACUGACGGUACCGCCGGUUAUUUCGUUAUCUACGUGACGUCAGGUGUUUAUGAGGAAAACGUAGUGAUUGCGAAGAACAAAAGAUAUCUAAUGAUGAUUGGUGACGGGAUAAACCGUACGGUGGUUACCGGUAACCGGAAUGUUGUCGACGGUUGGACCACUUUCAACUCCGCCACUUUUGCCGUGACAUCGCCGAACUUCGUUGCCGUGAACAUGACUUUCCGAAACACCGCUGGACCAGAGAAGCACCAGGCCGUGGCUAUGAGGAGCAGUGCUGAUCUUUCAAUCUUCUAUAGUUGCAGUUUCGAAGCUUAUCAAGACACUUUAUACACACAUUCACUACGACAAUUCUAUAGAGAAUGUGACAUUUAUGGAACAGUCGAUUUCAUAUUCGGCAAUGCAGCAGUUGUGUUCCAAAACUGUAAUCUAUAUCCAAGACAACCGAUGCAGAACCAGUUCAACGCUAUUACAGCUCAAGGUCGUACUGAUCCGAAUCAAAACACAGGAAUUUCGAUUCACAAUUGUACGAUUAAACCGGCAGAUGAUUUGGUUUCGAGCAACUAUACGGUUAAAACGUAUUUGGGACGACCAUGGAAGGAGUAUUCACGGACAGUUUUUAUGCAAUCGUACAUAGACGAGGUUGUUGAACCGGUUGGUUGGAGAGAAUGGAACGGAGAUUUCGCAUUGAGCACAUUGUACUAUGCUGAGUAUAACAAUACCGGAUCCGGUUCAAAUACUACAGACCGAGUGGUUUGGCCCGGUUAUCACGUGAUUAAUUCUACAGAUGCGAAUAAUUUCACGGUCGAGAAUUUCUUAUUAGGAGAUGGUUGGAUGGUUCAGAGUGGUGUACCUUAUAUUAGCGGUCCAGUGAUCCUCUUCCUCCAUGGAUUUCCCGAUCUCUGGUACUCAUGGCGUCACCAGCUUCUCUCUUUCGCCGCCUUAGGUUACCGCGCAAUCGCUCCAGAUCUCCGCGGUUACGGCGAUUCCGAUGCGCCGCCUUCUUCUGAAUCUUACACCAUCCUUCAUAUCGUCGGAGACCUCGUCGGAUUACUGAAUUCACUCGGUGUUGAUCGGGUUUUCCUCGUCGGUCACGAUUGGGGAGCAAUUGUUGCGUGGUGGCUCUGUAUGAUCAGGCCUGAUCGAAUCAACGCGUUGGUCAACACUAGCGUUGUGUUUAAUCCGAGGAAUCCUUCUGUGAAACCUGUUGAUGCGUUUAGGGCUUUGUUUGGCAAUGAUUACUACAUCUGCAGGUUUCAGGAGCCUGGAGAAAUCGAAGAGGACUUUGCUCAAGUUGAUACAAAGAAGUUAAUAACCAGAUUUUUCAUUUCGCGUAACCCACGUCCACCUUGCAUUCCAAAGUCAGUUGGUUUCAGAGGUUUACCUGAUCCACCUUCUUUGCCUGCUUGGCUCACUGAACAAGAUGUUAGUUACUACGGAGACAAGUUUAGCCAAAAAGGCUUCACCGGUGGACUAAACUACUAUCGCGCCCUGAACCUAAGCUGGGAACUAACGGCACCAUGGGCCGGUCUACAAAUCAAGGUCCCUGUGAAAUUCAUAGUGGGUGAUCUAGACAUAACAUACAAUAUCCCCGGAACAAAGGAAUACAUACAUGAAGGUGGUUUGAAGAAGCACGUACCGUUUCUACAAGAAGUGGUGGUAAUGGAAGGUGUAGGCCACUUCCUCCAUCAAGAGAAGCCUGACGAGGUCACAGACCAUAUCUAUGGCUUCUUCAAGAAAUUCAGAACCCGCGAAACCGCAUCCUUGUAGUAGUUCUCCGUCUGCACAAUGUCAAAUUCAAGGUUUGAUUAAGCUUGGUCAGGGUUACUUACUGUCUUACUUGGUCUUAGCCUUCUUUGCAAUGUGUUGAAGGAUGUUAUGUGUGUAUUUUACUUGUUUAAUAAUUUAGCAAAAUAUAA
This is a messenger RNA of Arabidopsis arenosa, 2835 nucleotides long. NCBI's taxonomy places the organism in Eukaryota, Viridiplantae, Streptophyta, Magnoliopsida, Brassicales, Brassicaceae. The record is from the annotation of a GenBank genome assembly.